Molecule: messenger RNA, 237 nt
Organism: Caenorhabditis remanei
Lineage: Eukaryota; Metazoa; Nematoda; Chromadorea; Rhabditida; Rhabditidae
Exons: 2
Coding region: 1-237 (78 amino acids)
Source: RefSeq, a predicted model, not a curated record
AUGGCUCCUCCACGUCCUCCACGUCCACCACCACUGUAUCCUCUGCUUGGGCAACGGUGUCCGGAGACGGCGGCGAUGGCGAAGAUGGCAAAGAAUACGACGGUAACCAUGAACGUCUACUCUGUCUUCUUGUUCGCCAUUCUCGCCGUUUCUGCCGUUUCGGGACACCGUUGCCGUGGAGGUUCAUAUGGAGGUGGACGUGGUGCUGGAAUCAUCAUCGGAUCCAAGAAGGAAUAA